AUGGUUGCUUGCUCUGCUAUGGCUGCAGCGAAAGAGGACGAGAAAUCGCGUGAAAGUACGUCGCCGAGAAGCAGGUGGCAGAAAUGGAGGCGUGGGGGAAUCAUCGGCGCCGCCGCCUUGACCGGAGGGACGCUCAUGGCCAUCUCCGGGGGUCUAGCUGCUCCAGCGAUUGCUGCAGGGUUCACUGCUCUUGCUCCGACGUUGCACGCACUUGUCCCUGUUAUAGGGGCUAGCGGAUUUGCUGCUAUAGCUACUGCUGCUGGACACACCGCUGGCUCAGUAGCAGUUGCUGCAUCAUUUGGAGCUGCUGGAGCUGGGUUAACUGGCUCCAAAAUGGCCAAAAGAAUUGGAAAUGUGAAAGAAUUCGAGUUCAAAGCCCUCGGCCAGAACCAUAACCAGGGUCGCCUAGCAGUUUGCAUCAUGGUUUCUGGAUUCGCUUUUAAUGAAGACGAUUUUUUAAAGCCGUGGGAAGGAUGGAAAACUAACUUAGAGAGGUACAUUCUUCAGUGGGAGACUAAGCAUAUAAUUGCCUUGAGUACAGCAAUACAGGAUUUUCUGGCAUCAAGAUUUGCAAUGGAGCUGAUGAGGGAAGGUGCAAUGCAGACUGUGUUAAGCGGUAUAAUUUCAGCAUUUGCAUGGCCUGCUACCUUGGUAGCUGCUGCAGAUUUUAUUGACAGUACAUGGUCCGUUGCUAUUGACAGAUCAGAUAAGGUUGGGAUAAUGCUUGCUGAAGUGUUGCUCAAUGGACUGCAAGGAAGCAGGCCUGUCACUCUAAUAGGUUUUUCACUCGGUGCGCGUGUCGUGUUCAAAUGUUUGCAGGAAUUAGCUCUUUCAGGCAAUAACGAGGGAAUCGUCGAGAGGGCUGUGCUGAUAGGUGCACCGAUUUCAGUUAAUGACGAGUUGUGGGGGCCUGCCAGGAAGAUGGUUGCUGGAAGGCUUGUGAACGUGUACUCCACCAAGGACUGGAUCCUCGGCGUCACUUUCCGGUGCAGUCUGCUCACGCAAGGCUUGGCUGGCAUCCAGGCAGUCCAAGUCCCCGGAGUUGAAAAUGUUGACGUUAGCGAGCUCGUCGUCGGGCACUCCUCCUACCUGGGACUCAUGCAGCAGAUCCUGGAGCAGCUAGAGCUCAAUACUUACUACCCGGUGUUCUCCCCCUCCACGCCCAGGUCCAGCACGCCCAGAUCGAAAUAA
This is a messenger RNA of Triticum turgidum subsp. durum (durum wheat), 1191 nucleotides long. The record is from the annotation of a GenBank genome assembly. Lineage: Eukaryota; Viridiplantae; Streptophyta; Magnoliopsida; Poales; Poaceae.